CCCUUUUCCACUCUUGAUUUUUUUUUUUCAGAGGAGUGAGAGCACUAAUGACUAAUGUAUUGAGGCCUUGAGGUUGAGCAAGAAUUUUUGGAUAAAUUUAGUAAAUAAUCUGAAUAAGUUAUUUUGAAUUUUUUUCUUCAGGAAGUUGGUACUUUUUUCAUUGAGGCCAAAGUAAGCAUUGAUCAAUCACUCAUUUUGGAAAGGUCAAAAUGAAGUCAGCAGAUCAAAUCCAGUAUUCUGACAAAUACUAUGAUGAAAAGUAUGAGUACAGACAUGUCAUCCUACCUUCAGACAUUGCAAAGCUGGUACCCAAAACUCAUCUUAUGUCAGAGACUGAGUGGAGGAACAUGGGAGUGCAACAAAGCCCAGGCUGGGUGCACUACAUGAUCCAUGGUCCUGAACCGCACAUUCUCCUGUUUCGGCGCCCACGAACAGACUUAUAAAUGCUUCUCGUGGACAUGUGCAAGUGCCUUGAGAGAAAAUGCAUCUCUCAUCUGCCACUUUUGUGGUGUCUUCCUUUUUUAUAAUCUCAACAUAGUGAUUGAAUUUAUACCAGAGUGUCUCAACAUUGGUUUUUUUAUGCAUAUUAAUGCUUCUUACUCUGUCUUGGGAUUGGUUGUUCUUCCUCAAAGUGUUUGUAUUUACCUAAUCAAUUAGCACUGUUACAUUUAUUUCCAAACUGUUAUUGGCUUUCACUGCGAAGAAAGUUGUAGCAGAAUGUUUUCCUAUUUUGGUUUACCAUUUUUAUCCUGAAGUAUUGCAGACUAGAACAUCAUUGUAAGCUUAUCCGUUUGCCUCGAGUUUUUGUGGGAUGACGUGCCCUGAAUUUAUCAGGCUGCGUUAGUUACAUUUGCUUUCCUUCAUUUGUAUGGCUGUAAUGACAGUUUGCACUGUUGCCGUCUCAUUUUCUAAUCGCAUCCUUAUAGUAUCUUGUGUCUCUUGAAUUUAUUAUAUACUCUCCAGGAAAUAUAUUUGUGUCUUGUUUCGACAUACAUUAUGCAGUACACGGAGUUUUAACAAGUACAUAACAACUUAGAAUUAUAUCUUGGUUUGCUCCUCUAAAAAUCUUGAAUUGUCUCCGUAUUUUUUUUUUUUAAUCUUGUAAAGACAAGAAAAAAAGCUGCUGCCACAUUCCUUGAAUGUUAUGCCAGUUAGCUUUAAUUCUUCUAAUGGUGUGAAAGAAGCUCUGAGAAAUAACCCAUGCCGUCGCCAUCUGGAGAGUAGUCUGGGACGGUGCAGACUGCAGAAGGAAUUUAUUUCAAUCUGGUAUUUCAAUCGAACGAAGAACUUACCAACAGUGUUUCU
This is a messenger RNA of Hyalella azteca, 1305 nucleotides long. Its product is annotated as cyclin-dependent kinases regulatory subunit-like. The coding region runs from base 210 to 443 and encodes 77 amino acids. The transcript is spliced from 3 exons. Gene Ontology annotation, biological process: regulation of mitotic cell cycle. NCBI's taxonomy places the organism in Eukaryota, Metazoa, Arthropoda, Malacostraca, Amphipoda, Hyalellidae. Gene Ontology annotation, cellular component: cyclin-dependent protein kinase holoenzyme complex; SCF ubiquitin ligase complex. Gene Ontology annotation, molecular function: cyclin-dependent protein serine/threonine kinase activator activity; ubiquitin binding; protein kinase binding. The record is from RefSeq and is a predicted model, not a curated record.